Messenger RNA from Darwinula stevensoni, 249 nucleotides. The record is from the annotation of a GenBank genome assembly. NCBI's taxonomy places the organism in Eukaryota, Metazoa, Arthropoda, Ostracoda, Podocopida, Darwinulidae.
AUGGGAGUGGAGCAAGAACCGUUUCGGAUCAUGAUCCCGCGAGAAUCGGGGACCCAUGCUGUCGCCUACAUGGGUUCUCAACCAGUGCUUCCAAAUUGGGAUGCAGAGAAGUUGCCGACAGACCGGAUGCGGAAGGUGCGGGUCCUGUGUUGGAUAAUGACCAUGCCGGGGAAUCACGAAAAGGCGAUGCACGUGAAGAAAACCUGGGGGAAGCGUUGCGAUCAACUCAUCUUCAUGAGCUCCCGGCAU